Harpia harpyja (harpy eagle) is the source of this 2253-nucleotide messenger RNA. Its product is annotated as T-cell immunoglobulin and mucin domain-containing protein 4-like. The record is from RefSeq and is a predicted model, not a curated record. Bases 56 to 1597 code for a protein of 513 amino acids. The transcript has 10 exons. NCBI's taxonomy places the organism in Eukaryota, Metazoa, Chordata, Aves, Accipitriformes, Accipitridae.
AUCCGGAAGUGUAGGAAAGAAGCAGUUGUGGUACAUAAAAUCUGGAAAUGGAGAAAUGAGACUUCAGUGGCGCUCACUCAGCAUCUCUGGAAAGCGUAAGAUCUACUUUUCUCUCCUUCCACUCGCUGCCCCGGAGUCUCCAUCAGCUAAAAUGUCCCAUUUUGUGCUGUUUCACUGGAUUAUGAUACAGAUCUUUAUAGUGCACACCGCAUCCGAAGCUGUUGUUAGAGGAGUAAUAGGGCAACCUGUUCAGUUGCCUUGCUUCUACCAGGUGUCACGACAGAAGGACAUCUCCGAUAUGUGCUGGGGCAGAGGUCCCUGCCCAAAUUCAAAGUGCAGUAAUAAAAUUUUGCACACCACUGGGAAUAGGGUGACGUUCAGAAAAUCUCAGAGAUACAGUCUCCGGGGCUAUAUUUCCUAUGGAGAUGUGUCUCUCACGAUUGGGAAAGUGAAGGCAGAAGAUGCAGGUACAUACUGCUGCCGCGUAGAGAUCCCAGGUUGGUUCAAUGACAUCAAACGGAACAUGCGGCUGGAGGUGGUCAGAGCCCCUCCAGUGAUGACAACCACCACAAGAAAGGCUCCCGUUUCCCCCAAACGUUUUAGAAAAACAACUCUUGCUCCCCAAGCAACCUCUGAUCAUCAAACAGCAGCAGACACUGCUGUCCUCCUGACAACCACCAUCCCCGAAGCAACAACUGCAACCUCUGAUCAUCAAGCAACAGCAGAGACUGCUGUCCUCCUGACAACCACCAUCCCCGAAGCAACAACUGCAACCUCUGAUCAUCAAGCAACAGCAGAGACUGCUGUCCUCCUGACAACCACCAUCCCCAAAGCAACAACUGCAACCUCUGAUCAUCAAGCAACAGCAGAGACUGCUGUCCUCCUGACAACCACCAUCCCUGAAGCAACAACGGCAACCUCUGAUCAUCAAACAACAGCCGAGACUGCUGUCCUCCUGACAACCACCGUCCCCGAAGCAACAACUGCAACCACCGAGUCUCCAGCAGUAAUUACACUGGAGACCAUUGCUCCCCCAACAUUUGCUGUCACAGAAAAUUAUACUAUUCCAGCAACUGUGGUGACAACCAGUGCUCUCCCAGAUUUUCCAACUGGUUUCCAAGAAGCUGACAUGAGGACUGAAGAUGAUGAUGUGUUCUGCACAGCAGAAUCUGUCCCUCUUCCUGGAGAUACAAAGGUCACUACCAAAUUGCCAAGUACACUUCCAACUGCAGAGGGAACUAAAAGUGCUCACACUUCUCUCACAGUGGAAGACAUGCCAACUGCAGCAGCAACCCCUCCAGCAGCAACCACGCUUCAGACCUCAGAGAGAACCCUUGCUCCUUCAGCAAGUUCAGACGGCAAUGCUGAGAAACAUGAUGUUAACAGAGACAAGUUCCCCAGCUAUGCUAUUCUCAUUGCCUGUCUCCUAGCGGUGUUCAUUCUUUUCAUAUUGAUGCUCUCGUUGUUGUUUUGGAAACGACUGUGUCACCACGAGGAGACCAGGGAGCAUGAGUUGGUGGGGAUGCAGCAGGAGGAAGCCUGUGCAAAGAACAUGUUCACUCACUUGUUGCAGGUAAACACACAAAGAAGUUUAUAAUAAAAAGCCUUGGACGAGCGGAAGACCUUGAAAAAGUUUUUAGUGGCGCUGAAGGAGAAAACAGCGUUUUUUCCCUAUGAAGAGCUCCUACAUCAUCUGUAGAUGCCAUGGAAAAUGAAAAGGGCCUGUUUCAUGCUGCAUUGAGAGAUGCUUAUGAGCCCUCAAAAUACCAAUGGGUGUAAACCAAAGGCCAAAGCUUCGACUGUGAAAAUUUAAAAUCUUUGUGCAAAUUUUGCCAUGUCACCUUUAAAAUGCAGUGCAUGAAGAAGCUUCUUUGAGAAGGUGCUUUAUGCAUUAUUCAUAGGUUUUUCUGGCAUCUGCCUUCUUACUGAUACCAUGUUACAGAACUGAAUCUGCUUUCCUCCAUUUUUACUAAUGCACUUCCUUGAAUACAACUUAUACUGUGAGGAACAGAAGAGAGAAGAAAACAUGGAAUGCUGCCUAACUUCAAAUUGCCAAAAAAAACCCAAAAGAAAAAAAUCGGCAAAUACAGUUCUUAUUGCUUUUAUAUAAUCAAGAGAAAAAUUAAGCCACAAGAAUGCUGCGAGUAUAAAUAAAAAAUGCAGAUUACUUAAGGAGUACCAAUGCUGCCUGUGAUUCAGCAUGUUAGAAUGACCCUUGGAGACUAUGUUAAUAAACUUUGUAAUUUACCACUA